Molecule: messenger RNA, 2090 nt
Organism: Hypomesus transpacificus
Lineage: Eukaryota; Metazoa; Chordata; Actinopteri; Osmeriformes; Osmeridae
Product: fibulin-7
Exons: 8
Coding region: 132-1490 (452 amino acids)
Molecular function (GO): calcium ion binding
Source: RefSeq, a predicted model, not a curated record
UCUCACAAAUACCAGAGGUGCAUGUGCGCAUUUACGCACUAGACAUUCACUACGCAGAGUUUUCUUCGACUUAGCAAAAGCGUGUCCGGACUAGAUUUCUGCGUCUUUCAAUAGGAUUACAUGAGUCAAAAAUGAUUCAUUCGCAUGUCAUCAUCAUGGUCCUGUGCCUUGGUCAUUUUUACUCAGCAUUUGGACAGGACUGUGCCAGCAGGCAGGAGAUGCAGAGCUCUCUGAAGCAAGUUCAGAAGCUCCUCUCUGCCCACGAGGCUUCGUAUGUCCAGAGUCUGCGCACCCUGAGGAAGAAGAUCAACCUGCUGCAGGCUGCCACCACCAAACAGGCCGCCAAACCCGACAACGGAACCUGCCCAAAGCUGGAGGCUCCCGCCAACGGCAGGAAGUUGGGAAAGGUGCAGACACCAGGCCAUGAAGUCCACUUCCUGUGCGAAGCAGGCUAUGAGCUGGUCGGAGCAGAGACCAGGAUGUGUCAGGAUACCUUCACCUGGAGUGGCCAGCAGCCCACCUGCCGAAACAUAAACGAGUGUGAGUCCUCUCCCUGUCUAAAUGGAGGGACGUGUAUGGACGAGGUCAACCAGUUCUCCUGCACCUGUACCAAAGGCUGGGCUGGAGCUACUUGCCAGAGCCCUGUGCCAACAUUUUUCGUCACCAUGAUGAACACCUCAUCUUCCACAGCUGGCUCCUCCUCCACCUCUGCAGCAGCUGCCACCACAUUGCCAGCAGCAACAGCCUGGCCGUAUGUCCGUCCGUCCCGCUGUACACAGGUUCAGGGCACCACCCACUGCACCUGUGACCCAGGGUACACCAUCUCUGGACGAGACACCUCCACCUGCACAGACAUUGAUGAGUGUGAGCUGUUCCACAACGGUCCAGCUGGUCGACUGUGUUUGCACUCCUGUGUGAACACCCCUGGAGGCUACCGCUGCACCUGCCCAGCAGGGUACAACAUCACCCGGGAUGGACGCAACUGCAAAGACAUAGAUGAGUGUGCCACCAGACAGAACACCUGUUCACGGGACCAAAUGUGCAUCAACACCUAUGGAGGGUUCCAGUGCGUGCGUGUGGACUGCCCUCGAGUCAAAAAUGCGACUUACGUCAAGACCUCACCUAUGCGUUGUGAGCGGAACCCCUGCCCUGUGGACAACAAGGCGUGCUCCCAGGCGCCCAACUCCUUCUCCUACCACUUCCUGUCUGUCAUCUCCAACUUGUCAGCACCCCGCGUCAUGUUCCGGGUGUCGGCGGUCCGCGUGAUGGGGGACACACUGCGGUUCUCUCUGCUGGGGGGAAAGCAGGCUCGCCGGCACUUCACAGUGCAGCGCUCGGACCGCCAGACGGGUCAGCUGAUGCUGGUGAGCCCGAUCCCAGGCCCCACAACUCUGGAGGCCGAGGUGGAGAUGAGUGAGCUGGAGAAACGCGUCCAGCUGGGGAGAUACAUCACCAAAGUGACCAUGUUUGUGUCUCAGUACGACUUCUAGAGGGACGGGGAAUGAUGGGUUGGUGGGCAGGGAGGUGAAGGGGUAUUGGUGAGGGGAGUACUGGGGGUUGAGAAAGCGAGAUCGAAAGAGGGAGGAUGUGGGAGAGAAAGGGGAGGGUUUUGAAAACUGGCAUGAUAGGGGAAAGAAGAGGAGAAGAUUCGCAGACAGGGAAUUAAAGAUAUGGAGGGGAUGAGUGCGAUAAUAGAACAUGGAUGAAAAGGUGACUGUGGGUAUAAAAAAGUGAUUUGAGUGAGGGUUAAGGAGUCAUGAGUAAAGGGGUAGGAGGUACCACAGGGGUACAGAGAUACGGACAGAGCUACGUAGUAGUUUUCCUCAAUUGUGAGGAGGUGUCCAUCUUUUCCCAGAUGGCUUUGCACUCUGGUGACUCACAUAAUCUGGUGGUGGUGGGGGGGCAUCUUCAGUGCAUCUUCAUGUGGGAUGAUCAGGAUAAUCCAGGCACACAACCACACUUCCUGUAUUUUCUGCUCUUCUCUACAAACCAGUUUUUUAUAUUUAUUUUUAAACAACGAUCGAUUGUACAAUCUUGUUUUCCUCCUUUUUAUUUAUCAGCCAAAGCACCAUGUAUUAAACAUCUGAAAC